Harpia harpyja (harpy eagle) is the source of this 8228-nucleotide messenger RNA. It is a transcript of the gene SMG5, whose product is annotated as SMG5 nonsense mediated mRNA decay factor. The record is from RefSeq and is a predicted model, not a curated record. Gene Ontology annotation, cellular component: telomerase holoenzyme complex. NCBI's taxonomy places the organism in Eukaryota, Metazoa, Chordata, Aves, Accipitriformes, Accipitridae. The transcript is spliced from 23 exons. The coding region runs from base 57 to 3350 and encodes 1097 amino acids. Gene Ontology annotation, biological process: nuclear-transcribed mRNA catabolic process, nonsense-mediated decay. Gene Ontology annotation, molecular function: telomerase RNA binding; telomeric repeat DNA binding; protein binding.
GGGGGGGGGCGGUGGGUCGCGCCCGGCCGGCCCGGGCCUUGCCCUCGCCGGGCGCCAUGAGCCAGGGCGGAGGGGCCACCGGCGAGAGCGGCGAGCCGGAGGCCAAGGUGCUGCACACCAAGCGGCUGUACCGGAAACAGGUUUGUAUUGGAGAUGCCCUCCAGGAUGCCUCCUACCCUGUGCUCGAGGGGAAGGUGAAAUACCCUCCAAUGUCCCUGCUCAGAUCGUCCCUGGAAGGAGACUUUUCUGUACUUCACAUUUGGCAGGCGUUUGAGUCCUGGUGCAUAGCAGUGGUAGAGGCUGUUCAUCGAUUGGAUCUCAUCCUUGGUAAUAAGGCAGCGUAUCAAGAAGUGUUCAAGCCAGAGAACAUCAGCUUGAGGAACAAGCUGCGGGAGUUGUGUGUAAAGCUGAUGUUCUUGCAUCCAGUGGAUUAUGGAAGAAAAGCAGAAGAACUGCUUUGGAGAAAAGUUUACUAUGAAGUUAUCCAGCUCAUUAAAACAAAUAAAAAGCACAUUCACAGCCGUAGCACUCUGGAGUGUGCGUACCGGACUCACUUAGUUGCUGGCAUAGGAUUUUACCAGCACCUUCUCCUCUACAUUCAGUCUCACUAUCAGCUAGAGUUGCAGUGCUGUAUUGACUGGACGCAUGUAACGGACCCUCUAAUAGGCUGCAAGAAACCUGUGUCUGCAUCAGAGAAGGAGAUGGAGUGGGCACAGAUGGCAUGUCACAGAUGUCUGGUUUAUCUGGGAGAUCUAGCUCGCUAUCAGAAUGAACUGGCAGGUGUGGACACAGAGUUGCUGGCUGAGCGGUUUUACUAUCAAGCCCUUUCUGUUGCACCACAAAUUGGCAUGCCCUUUAACCAGCUGGGGACAUUGGCAGGGAGCAAAUACUACAAUGUGGAAGCUACCUAUUGCUACUUACGCUGUAUCCAGUCUGAAGUGUCCUUUGAAGGUGCCUAUGGGAACCUGAAGCGGCUGUAUGACAAAGCCGCCAAAAUGUAUCAUCAGUUGAAGAAAUGUGAAACCAGGAAGUUGUCUCCAAGCAAGAAGCGAGGCAAAGACAUUAAGAGGUUGCUGGUGAGCUUUAUGUACCUGCAGAGUCUUUUGCAGCCAAAGAGCAGCUCUCUGGAUUCUGAGCUGACGUCUCUCUGCCAGUCUGUGCUGGAGGAUUUCAACCUGUGCUUGUUCUACCUGCCCUCUCCUCCUAAUCUGAGCUCAACUAGUGAAGAUGAAGAAGAGUAUGAGAGUGGCUACUCCUUCCUUCCUGAUCUCCUGAUCUUUCGCAUGGUGAUCAUCUGCCUUAUGAGUGUUCACAGCCUCAAGAGGGCAGGUUCAAAGCAGUACAGUGCAGCCAUCGCUUUCACGCUGGCCCUCUUCUCUCACCUGAUAAAUCACGUCAAUAUUCGCCUGCAGGCAGAGCUAGAAGAAGGGGAAAAUCCAGUCCCAGCCUUUCAGAGUGAUGGCACAGAUGACCAGGAGCCACGGGAGCCAUUGAACUCAAUUGAGAAGGCAACUGAAGCUGACUUGGCCAAUCAUCAGCCCAGUGAGGAACAACGGAAGAAUGACUGCAAGAAAAGCAAGAAAUACUCCCGCCUUUCCUGUUUGCGCCGCCGCCGCCACCCCCAGAAGGUGGAUGAGAGUGACCUGAGUGAGGGCUUUGACUCUGACUCCAGCCAGGGCUCCAUAAAGGGCAGUGAUGGCUCAGAAAGUGGCUCAGAGAAGAGUGAUGAGGAAGCAGAAGCUGCUUUUGAUGUGGAGACGGACUCUGACAUGAACAGCCAAGAAUCUCGGUCCGACUUGGAGGACAUGGAGGAUGAGGAAGGAAGCAGCCAAGGCAAAAGCGGGCUCAAAGAAGCCUUAAAAAACUGUGUGGAUGGCAGUGGGCUGGGGGACUCCAAGGGCCCAAGCAUCUCUAAAAUUGAGGCUCCGGAUCCAGCAGUCAAUGGGCCAGCUUCCCUGAGCACUAAUGAUGCAAGCAUAGCCAGUAAUCUCCAGGCCAUGUCCACCCAGCUGUUUCAGACCAAACGCUGCUUUCGCUUGGCUCCCACUUUCAGCAACAUCCUUCUGAAACCGAACAGUGAACCACCCAUCUUGAAGGAUGGAAUAGAAAGUAAGCCAUGUGUCAAUGGAGAUGUGGAGAAGCCCAGCUUGGUGGAGCAAGAUGAUGUGUCUGACUCUGAGGAAAGCAUUUCAAGUAACAAAUCCUGCAGGAAUGAGCGGUCCCUUCAGGAGAAGCUAGAGAUCGUGACCAACGAAGGGCUGCUUCUCACUGUCAAGGUGUUCCUGGACUGGCUGAGGACAAACACGGACCUCAUCAUCAUGUGUGCUCAGAGCUCUCAGAGCCUGUGGAACAGGCUGUCUGUGCUCCUGAACCUUCUGCCUUCUGCUGCAGACCUGCAGGAAUCAGGGCUGGCCCUAUGUAAUGAAGUCAAGGACAUUCUGAGUGGUGCUGAGCUCCCAGACCUGAAAGCCAACUUGCUGCUACCAGAAGAUGUGGCCUUGCGAAAUCUUCCCCCUCUGAAAAAUGCACACAAGAGGUUUAACUUUGAGCAGGACCGGCCCAUUUUCUCGGCAGUUGAGGAGUCUGUUGUUCGGAUUUGCUGCAUUCGGAGCUUUGGCCACUUCAUUACCCACUUGCAAGGCAGCAUCCUGCAGUUCAACUCAGAGCUUGGGAUCUUCAUCAGCAUAGCACAGUCGGAGCAAGACAACUUGCUGCACCAGGCCCAAGCCCAGUUUCACAUGGCUGCAGAGGAAGCUCGUCGGAACAGGCUAAUGAGAGAUAUGGCUCAGCUUCGACUGCAGCUGGAGGUUUCUCAGCUGGAGGGAAGUCUCCAGCAGCCCAAAGCACAGUCAGCCAUGUCUCCUUAUCUUGUCCCGGACACCCAGGCUCUCUGCCAGCACCUGGCUGUUGUCAAGCAGCUGGCCACCAGCGGGAGGUUCAUAAUCAUCAUCCCUCGAACAGUGAUCGAUGGCUUAGACUUCCUGAAAAAGGAGAACGCAGGUGCUCGGGACAGCAUCCGGUAUCUGGAGGCAGAAUUUAAAAAGGGAAACAGGUACAUUCGUUGCCAGAAGGAUGUUGGGAAGAGCUUUGAGAGACAUAAACUGAAGAGACAAGAUUUAGAUGCCUGGAAUCUCUAUAAAAUACUGGACAGCUGCAAACAACUGACAGUGUCCCAAGGAAGCGGAGAGGAUGACACCACAGGAAUGGUCACCAUCAUCACGGGCUUUCAGCUGGAGGACCCAAGCAAGUUCUCAGCGCCCAUGCAGUCUGCCAUCCAGGCAGCCACCAAUGCCAGUGUAGAAAUAAAAAAUGUUCUGGAGUUCUACAAGCAGUGGAAAGAGAUGGGCUGAUGUUCAGAAAGGCAUCAGGUUGGUGUACCUUUCUCUCUCCCUCUUGGAACGUGCAGCGUCUGAACAAAGGAAACAAAAAUCCAGGUGACACUUAGACACGAAGAAGCAGCAGCAGCAACAAUAACAAAAAUAUCUACCAAAAAAAAAAAUCCAAUUUGGGCACGCACACAGACACCCUUCACCUGUAUCCCAACCAGACGGCUGUACAUCUCCGACAGCGCCAACUGCUCUGAGAAGAGAGAGGCACCUCGGCACGGCCGAGGCAGAGCUCUGCCCUUCUCCCAGUCGGCAGAGAUGGGCGAGAGACAGGCAGUCAUUCAUUCCCCCCUCGUUCCUCCCCAAAGCUUGCUUGGUCAUCUGAAAUGGGCAGGCAGCUUCUAAAGCGUGGACUUUACUUAAAUGAAACCAAACCAGCGCAGCAGAAAUGGGGCCCUCCUAGCUUGGGAAAGAAGUUCCAAAGAGUGUUUAGCUCUUGUCUGGCAAUCUGGUGACAGGAAAGCAGAUACUAUUCCUUUUUUUUUUUUUUUUUAUUCCCCUCCUUUGAAUUAAUUAUUUUUCAAGGGUUUUUCCCUUUUAAUUCUUAGUUUUUAUAUAUAUAAAAAAUAUAGAAAUAAAAAAAAGAAAAAGUGGAGUUCCUUUGGGGUUCUGGAUACUCUUCCAAUGUCAGAGAGAAAAGGAAACAAUUAUGCUAUUUAAAAGGGGGGGAAAGCUCUUAAUAUAAUUUUUUUUUUCUUUCAACAAGCAUAUUUAUUUCCUUUCCCUGUCCCCCAUGGAGUGCGCUCAGUGCAAAGGGAUGUUGGCCUGCAAGAAGAGAGCAGUCUGAAGUGCCCUGAUGGGCUUGGUGCACCUCCUUGCUCUCCUUACAAGCUGCAUGCUUCAUGAGCAACAAGAGGUUAGCCGGGCUGCUUGAGAGAGGUGAAAAGGACUCUGUUCCUCCUUCCCCAGUCCCUCCUACUUCUUUGCUUCCAGCAUUAGACCUUGGAGAAAAGGAAUGGAAUCCAGCAGAGUUGCUGGAAGAGAGAGAAGAGCUGUGUGGGAUUUAAACGCUGAUAAGGCUCAACCACUUGGCUUGAGUGCUGUGACCCUGGGAUGGAGCAGACAUCUCCGAAGGACCCAAUGCCUCUUUUUUUUUUUUUUUUUCCCUUUUUUUUUUUUUUUUUUUUCCCCCUUCCCCUUCUAAAUCUUGCAGUGAGGUGUGGAGGAGGAAGGAGGAUCUCAAAGCCAUUAUCUCUUUUUCUGGUUGUUCUGACACACUGCUGCUGCUAUGCCAUGCUAGAGAGGGUGGCAGAACUUGAGUGUAACCCCCCUCCUCACAUCCCUCCAGGCAAAGGCAGUGCAGUGACCGCCAUUGCCCAGGAGGACUGAGCUCACAAACCAUUCAGUGCUUUUAGCAUCCCAAAAAGAAAGGAUGAUGCUACCUGGACGGAUGCUGGAAGAGCUAAUUCCCCAUGUGACCUGUGAGGGACUUUUCAGACCUCCACCCUGACAGCAUCUCAAGCAACCUGUGUCUGACAUCCUGUCACAUGCUGAUGCUGGGAAAUGAAGAAAUGGGUUGCCCCCAGGACAGCAGAGUGGUGGGAGAUAGCCUGAACAGCCUCUUUGUAGUUCAUCUGUGUCAAUGUACUCAAGAAACAGAUGUCUCCAUCCACAUGAACUAACAGCAGCUAUGCAAGUUAAAACCACUAUCUUCUACAUUUGCGUGUUUUUUCACAUGGGUCAGCCAGAAACUGCUACAAAAUGGAUGUAAUAUGGAAAGACAAGUGACAUACUCCAAUCUGUGCAGACUUCCUAGCAUGAUGCAUUGUACUGGAGUGGCAGGAUGUUCCUUGUUUUCAGGUAAAAACUAAAAAAACCAGCACAAGUCCCAGAGGAUUCAUUUAUAUUCCAAUUUCAGUUCCUUUGCAGCAUGCAGCCUUGUAGCACAGCAAAGAGAAAUGCCAAGCUUUAAGUUACAGCUGGAGCUGGCUGUACAAGGUCCAUACCUUGUGGUCUGAAAGGCAGGUGGAGGCUGUAGAGUGGCAGUGUUUCCCUACAGGUUUUUCCUUUUGCAGCUUCUCCUGAAACUUGCGGUGCUUUCCUAGGCUAAGCCAAGGAAACAACAUAAGCAGAACGGCAGGUCAAAGACUCUAGCUCAUCUUGGGUGUUCUUGGAGAUCCAAGAUGGGCUGUGAAGCUUGUCAGUCACUCUUUCCUCCAGUGCUACCAGUGUUUUUAUUUGAAGCCAUUUGUUUGUCUAGCUCAUUAUUUUGGUUUGAUGGGGUGGGAAAAGAAAAGAGAAUCAACUUGUGGGACUUGUCCUUCGGUGUAUGAGCCAGAGCAGUGUGGUGAAGUGGAGAGCAGUCGGCUCCCCUUCUGCCCCUCAGUUGACUUGGAGAGUGCUGCUCAGUUAUUGAGAUACACUCCUUGUUCGGUAGAAGCCUGGCUCGGUGGGAUGGAUAGCUGGUGGACUUUGCUUUUUUUUUUUUUUUUUUUCCCCUGCUGCUUAAGAAAACCAUCUGCCUUGCUGCAAAGCACAUCAGAAGGGUCUGCAGUCUGCACCUCUCUUCUGGAGGUCUGCUUGAGCUGAAGCCUGGUUGUAUUUGCAGUCCUGAGAGGCCUAAUUGUCAUUCCUUUCUGGCUGCAUAGUGCAAAGCGUGCACUUGGGGUUGGUAAAAAAAAGAGCAUUGCUUGGCUGAAAUCAAAAUAGGGAGGAGCUGGAGGCAUUCCUCAGCUUUGCUCUGGGCCAGGUAUUCCCUUGUCCACAGCUAGAUCUUGAGGGGAGAAAAGAGCAAUGCAAAUAAAGCAGCAACGAAAAGGGAAUGCCUGUCAUGCCAGUCACAAGUGUCUUGGUUCAUACAGCUCCCCAGGCUGCUGGUGGUGCAGGAUGAGAGCUGGGAGUCAAGUGCUAUGGGGUCAGGGCAGCAGACAAGGUUGGUGCUGUCAUUGAACGGGGUGGGAGCAAGGGGUCACAGUCCAGUACAGAAGAUGGGCUAACACAGUCCAUCCAUGUCCUGAAUCAGACUGAUGGUUUGUUUGGGCUGAACACAGAAGUCAGUUUAAGAACAAAAGUAAAUAAACUUGACAUUUCUGUAACAAGAUGUUGUUGCUGAGCUGCAGUGAGCCCACUUAGGGGCCACAUGGUGAAAUCAGAGGGCUUCUUUCUAAAAGGCAGCAAGGCUGUUGCCUUACUUUCCUCAUAACCAUCUCUUAGUAACUGCCCUGGUCUCCUGAGGGGUUGUUUUAAUAUUACCCUGAGGUUUUGCACACCUGGAGAGGAGGAAAACACCCUAGCCCUUCAAUGGGGAAUCUUAACUGCCCAGUGGCACCUUUCAGUACACUGUACCUCUGGGCUGAGUGGGGAGGGAUAGUAACCUUUUAAAAAAGGCACCUGAAAGAUCCAUGUGCCACCCUGCUUCCUCUCCAGAACAUGCAGCUACAGUUGAGGACCUAAUGAAUUUUUUUUUGGAUGCACAUCCCCAGUCAGAGAUACACAAAGCUGAAAAAGUGGGAGACUUAAAAGCUCCAGAACAGCAUAGCUGCAGAGUGGCCUUGGAAGAUGACAAGCUGUGUCCUCUGGCAAGUGUUGCCUUCUAAUGGAGGCUCAAUUUGACGUCUUUAAGAUUGGGGUAAAGGAAAACACUUCUUAGCCCCAAUCCCAGCACUCACGAUGAGUUGGAAUACCCUCCCUGGGUAUAAAUUGAUACAGAUCUGCUAUGUCCAAGGGCCUAUGCCAGUUUGCGCCACGCGGGAUUUGGUGCAUCUCUUCCAAGUCCCGACCAAGAAGCCAAAAGCAGGAGGCCAACUUCCCUGGCCUGUUGUGUUUCCUGCUGAUGCUAAGCAGUUCUCCAGGGCUAAAGGAAACUUGGAACGUCAGUACAGAGGCUCUAUGUAUCCUGGCAUGCUGCUCUGCCCAUGGCUCCUGAGUGCUGUGGCUGGGGUUUCCCGAGAGCUCACCACAGCAUAUUCAUGCCAGCUUGAGAGCGAGCCACAAACUGACUUGCCAAGCUAGCGUCAUGCGGUGAUGGAGCUUUGUGAAAGCUAGCUCUGGUCCACUGCUAAUCCAUAUGGUGCUCUUUCUGUACCAACUCAAGGCUUGCUAAGACCAGCUCCAAGCUAGUCCCGUAACGCCCACUGUGCUGGGAAGGAGAGCAAAAAGAAAAACAAUCUUGUGGGCUGAAAGCAUUGUUUUUAAUGUGUUUUUGUAUGUUUCUUGGUUUUGAUUUUCUGUUCGUUACCACCAUGUUGAGCUCUUGGAAGUUUAUAGGGUGACCCCAAGCUGGGAGAGCACAGGUUUGUGGUGAUUGAAGCUCGCUGGGUUUCCCAUGGAGGCAGUGCAGGGGCCAGGGGCUGUCCCCAUGCCAUGAUUGGUGGACACAGUCACUCUUGUGCUUGUUGGACUUUGGCUCAGCGUUUUCAUGGGCUGUGCCAAGCGACUCUUCCUCUGCUCCCAUCCUUGCUCAGCUCGAUGCCACCUGCAAUACCUUGGAUCUUUGCUUGCAUCUUAGAUUAUAUAUUUUUCUUUUCCUUCUUGUCAUCCAGCAGAGCUAGCCAGUCUGUCUGGGGCAGAAAACAGGGUGGGGAAAACGGGGUGGCUGCGAGAAUGGAGAAGGGCAGGAGGGUUGGCACAGGAUCCCUGUGUCACUCAUCCUGUCUCUGCUGGCAGGGAGAGGGCUGUUGCUUGGUUUGAGGCGAGGGACAAUCAUCUCUCCCUCAGUCCUCCUUUUCUAGCACAAAAAAGCCCAGCCUGUGGAUUUGUGCUUGGAUAGCUCUCACUGGGGGACCGAUGGGAUGGCUGUUGGACCCCAGCUGGGACGAGGAGGAGCUCGGGGGCUCUCACGGCAUGUGUCUUGACUGUGAUCCGAACACAUUGACUAGCUUAAUAAAAUAUGAGAUGUUUGUA